GAGCAAAACCCCAAAAUUUUGAAGGUUUAGCCUUCUCUUUAAGCCGCCCUGCCCCUUUGCUAUUUCCCUCUUUUCAGCGCCACAGUCCGUUCAGCAGCUCUACCUUCUCCGUCGCCGGAAGGUCCAGUUUUCCACCGUCCGUUCAGCAGCUCUACCUUCUACGUCGCCGGAAGCUCCAGUUUUUACUCGAAGUUCCGUUUCAGCAAUGGGCACAGCUAAUAUAAGGGAUAUUUUGACUUGUUUUAGUCCUUCGCUGGACUUCUUUGCUAUAAGUUCUGGUGAUGGCCGUAUCAAGAUAUGGGAUACUGUGAAGGGUCAGGUACAGACCGAGUUUGCAGAUAUUGUGUCAAUGGAGACAGAAAGCUUGUUUAAUAAGCCAGGAGGUCAUCUUUCAAUGGAUUAUACUUGCAUGAAGUGGUUAUCAUGUGACAGAAAGAAAAAAAGGAAGAUUGGAACUUCAUUGUUGGUGUUAGGUACAGGAAGUGGUGAUGUUUUGGCUCUAGAUGUAUCUGCAGGUCAUCUGAAAUGGAGAUUUAGUGAUUGCCAUCCUGGCGGUGUUAACGCCAUCUCAUUCCCUUCACAUGGUUCAUUCAUUUACACGGCUGGUGCUGAUGGACUAGUUUGCAAAAUUGACUCCAUGUCCGGGAAUUUACUGCAUAAGUUUAAAGCUUCCACUAAAGCAAUAUCAUCUUUAUCCAUUUCAUCAGAUGGGAAAAUAUUAGCAACAGCAACUUCUCAGUUGAAGGUUUUCAAUUGCUUGGAUGACAAAAAGCUCCAGAAAUUUACAGGCCACCCUGGGGCUGUCCGGUGUGUGGUUUUCUCUGAAGAUGGGAGACAUGUUCUUUCUUCUGCUGUUGGUGACCGACAUGUAGCAGUUUGGAAGUUAGAUGGUAGCAAAAAGAAAUCAGCAUGCUGCUCGCUGGCAAUGGAUCACCCUGCUGUCUUCUUGGAUAGCUACAACAUUAAAUCUGGAGCUGAAAAUGAUGCAGGCUUGGGUGUUUUGGCCAUUUCAGAAAUUGGUGUUUGCUACUUUUGGCAUGGAAAGAGCUUUGAGGAAUUGCACAAUAGGAAGCCCACAAAGAUAUGUGCAUCUUUAGAUGAGAAAAUAAUGAAGAAACAUAAAGAAACCAUGCAUAGUAUUUUUUCAGCAAAAUUGCAAUCUAUUGGCACAUCUGGUUCUGGCCAUAUGUUUGUUGCAUAUGGCUUGCUUAUAAAACCAUCAUUUGAAAAAGUUAUGGUGCAGCCUGGGGAGGAUAUCAGAUUAAAAAGUUCACUUGACGGGAUCCUUCUACCCUUCAGUCAAUCUCGCAAAUCUAAACAAGCAUCCAACACCCAGAGUCAGGUUACUGCUCUGGAUCGUGCAAAUGCAGAGGGUGCGUUACUUCCUUUGCCCAUGAUUCUUGAUCAGGUUGGCGUGGAGACUGGAAUUAAGCCCACAGUUAGCAAAGAUGUCAUUGGUAAACAAGCAGAAGAUGAGGUCACAAUUUGCAUGGAGGACCAGUUAAGAUCCUUGGGUAUAAUUAGCAGCGACAAUGAUCUCUUGCCUCCCUCAAUUCUUGAUGCUAAGAUUUUGAAAAGAAUAAGUGCUGAUGCUAGUGUGCCACAAAAGAAGAUGAAAGCAGCUGUUUUAUCCAUGGAACCACAUGAUGCUUACAAUUUUUUGAAAGCCUUGGUGGCUGCAUGGCAGUCCAGAUCAAGCUUGGGAACACAUGUUCUUCCAUGGAUAUGCUGUAUAUUGGUGAACCACAAUGAAUUUGUUACAUCGCAGGAACCACUGACGCCUCUUCUAGAUUCCAUGAACAAGCUUACCAAGUCAAAGGGGGUAGCCCUUAACUCAUUAUUGCAGUUAUCUGGCCGUUUGCAACUCGUAAUGGCACAGAUUGAGAAGGCUGAUAAUAAGAAAAGUCCGACAUUAACACUCGAGGGGCAGAUGAAUGAUAGUGAGGAUGAUGAGGUAGAUGAAGUUAUGUAUGGCAUAGAUGAAUCUCAAACGAGCAGUGACGGGGAUGACUAGGACUUUUCGGUGAGUGACGUUUCAUAAAGCUGAAAGUUGAUUGGCAGGUGCUUUUAACAAGGGAAUCUAUAUGGUCAAUUUUGGUAGGAGCUGGGCCUUGGGGCCUUAAAUGGCAAGUGCAAGGAGAUAUAAUUUAGGUUGCUCUAUCUAGUUUGGCAUGGGUAUAUGGAUAAAACCUAUGUUCUCUCUUUCCCAGACCCCUUUCUGAUUGUAUGCAUUAAGUUGAUAAUCUGUUGUGUGAGGUUCUUCCUAGGUUUGUGCCAUUUAUU
Messenger RNA from Solanum verrucosum, 2283 nucleotides. RefSeq lists its product as uncharacterized. The record is from RefSeq and is a predicted model, not a curated record. NCBI's taxonomy places the organism in Eukaryota, Viridiplantae, Streptophyta, Magnoliopsida, Solanales, Solanaceae. The transcript is spliced from 12 exons. The coding region runs from base 206 to 2014 and encodes 602 amino acids. Gene Ontology annotation, molecular function: protein binding.